Molecule: messenger RNA, 890 nt
Organism: Triticum aestivum (bread wheat)
Lineage: Eukaryota; Viridiplantae; Streptophyta; Magnoliopsida; Poales; Poaceae
Exons: 1
Coding region: 85-552 (155 amino acids)
Source: RefSeq, a predicted model, not a curated record
CCUUCAUUGUCAUUUGUAAGUAAGCAAAGCAGCCAGGUCGGACCCAAUCAAACCCAAAGAAGGCAAGAACUUCCCCGGCCGUCCAUGGCCACCUACCCCCUCCUCCUCCUCCUCCUCCUCCUCGCCGCCGUCGCCGUGGCGGCGGCGUCGUCCGCGGAGGACACGCCAACGGCGUACGAGAUGCUGGAGCGGUACGACUUCCCGCGGGGCAUCCUGCCGGAGGGGGUGGAGGGGUACGAGCUCGAUCCGGACGGCGGCUUCCAGGUGUACUUCCCGCGGGAGUGCGAGUUCCUGCUAGCGAAGCAGUGGCUGGUCAAGUACGACACGCGCAUCGCCGGCGCUGCCACCGCCGGCAAGCUCGCGGCGCUGCAGGGCAUCUACGUCAAGGUACUCUUCCUGUGGAUCCCCGUCGCCGAGGUCGACCGCGCCGGCGACCGCCUCAGCUUCUACAUCGGCCCCGUCUCCACGUCCUUCCCGCUAAGCGACUUCGCCAGCAGCCCGCACUGUCGCGGCUAUCACGACCGCGCCGCCGUCGCUGCGGCCGUCUCGUGAAUCAUAUGCUUUUUACAUGUGGGCUUCUGCUCGGUGAUUUGCCUUGCUAUUCAUUAAUGCCAGUGUUAGCUACUCCCUCUGUAAACUAAUAUAAGAACGUUUAGAUCACUAUUUUAACGAUCUAAACGCUUUUAUAUUAAUUUAUGGAGGAAGUACUUAGCUACUGGUACUGGGGGGAAAUAGUAUAUUUCACAUGGAAAACUCUAUUGAUACGGCUUGAUCAUUUGAUCAAGACUCGCAUGAGUCGUUGUUUCAAUUAACCUUUGUACCAUCGUGGAUAUAUCAAUGAGCUCUAUACGAUUCCAGUUUAGCAUGAGAGCCAUUGAUGGCGUUUCGCA